This is a messenger RNA of Dovyalis caffra, 1497 nucleotides long. NCBI's taxonomy places the organism in Eukaryota, Viridiplantae, Streptophyta, Magnoliopsida, Malpighiales, Salicaceae. The record is from the annotation of a GenBank genome assembly.
AUGGAAGAUGAGGGAAUUGAAGCAGUGUUGGCUAAAGCCAUAGACCUGAGAUUAAAGAUCAGUAAUUGCAUCCAUAAAGCAACCACCACCAACAUUUCCAACGACAAAAAGACUCAAUCUUUUGAAGAAGAGAAGCAAGAAAGGGAGGGUCUUGAAGAGAAGGGAGAGAAGACUAAGAAUUCAGAGUUUCUUGAUGGGGUUUUAUUGAGUGAAGCAGAGGAAGGAGAGGAUGAUGAGACUGAGAGGCUUUUGCAUAUCCGUGAUGCUCUUGAAUCCCUUGAGAACCAGCUCUCAAACUUGCAGGCUUUGCAGCAGCAGCAACGUUAUGAAAAGGAAGUUGCCCUUGGUGAGAUUGAACAUAGCCGCAAGAUAUUAUUGGAUAAGCUUAAGGAGUACAAAGGGGAAGAUUUGGAAGUGAUAAAGGAAGCCUCUGCAUUUGCUGGGGAAACAGUGGAGCAUAACAAUGACCUUUUGCUUCCUCCUUAUCCUAGUCGCCUCCCACAGUCCCUGGUUUUAAACAAUCGGUAUCUGUCUCACUUUCACCCCACACGCAAGUCCAAUGGGAUAAUAAGUGGUGAAGCAAGGGGGUAUCAGGAUGGGUCAGAAAAUAAUCAAGCACAAGCUGCAUCCAAAAACUCAAGAAAAGGGUUGGGACAUGUCAUCAGUGCAGCAGCCAAGACCAUGAUUACCCUUGUUGGUGUAAUAUCAGUGUUAAGCUUUGCUGGUUUUGGACCUGGCAUCGGGAAGAAAAAUUUUCCUCUUAAAGUUUUGGGCUUGUAUCAGCAACCAACGACUGAAGAGAGGAAGCAAAUUGUUCAAUGCCCACCUGGGAGAAUCCUGGUGCUGGAAGAUGGAGAAGCCCGAUGCGUUGUGAAAGAAAGGGUGGCUGUUCCCUUUAAUUCAGUGGUCGGAAAACCUGACGUAAAUUAUGGGAGUGCCAUCCAAGAUGGGCUCAAACAACCAAUCCCAUUUAUCAAAUCAUCAACCUGUCAAACUCUAAAACCUUUGGCUACUAUGAGUACCGUGGAGUUCAAAGCUUUCACAGAAGAGCAAGAAGCUCUUGUGGUGAAGUCAUGGAGUGUAAUGAAGAAGAAUGCUUCAGAAUUGGGUCCUAAAUUCUUCUUCAAGAUAUUUGAGAUUGCACCAUCAGCACAGAAAUUGUUCUCAUUCUUGAAAGACUCAAAUAUUCCUGUUGAGAAGAACCCAAAACUCAAGUCCCAUGCCAUGUCUGUCUUUAUCAUGACUUGUGAAUCGGCUGUGCAGCUAAGGAAAGCUGGUAAAGCAACAGUAAGAGAGUCCAGCUUGAAAAAAUUAGGAGCUGUCCACUUCAAACACGGUGUAGUUGAUGAACAUUAUGAGGUAACAAAGUUUGCCUUAUUGGAGACAAUUAAGGAAGCCGUACCAGAAAUGUGGUCACCAGAAAUGAAGAAUGCAUGGGGACAAGCUUAUGAUCAGCUAGUUGCUGCUAUUAAAACAGAAAUGAAGCCGUCUUCCUAG